AUGACUCACACUGGUCCCUGGGAGCUCAGUUACUGCUCUAUCUACUGUGCUCUCUCUAUCAGACCCAGACCUAGCCCCAGCCACAGCACCAGUCCAAGCUCCAGCCCCAGCCCAAGCUCCAGCCCCAGUCCAAGCUCCAGCCUCAAUCCAAGCUCCAGCCCCAGUCCAAGCUCCAGCCUCAGUCCAAGCUCCAGCCUCAAUCCAAGCCCCAGUCCAAGCUCCAGCCCCAGUCCAAGCACCAGUCCAAGCUCCAGCCCCAGCCCAAGCUCCAGCCCCAGUCCAAGCUCCAGCCUCAAUCCAAGCCCCAGUCCAAGCUCCAGCCCCAGUCCAAGCCCCAGUCCAAGCUCCAGCCCCAGCCCAAGCUCCAGCCCCAGUCCAAGCUCCAGCCUUAAUCCAAGCCCCAGUCCAAGCUCCAGCCCCAGUCCAAGCUCCAGCCUCAAUCCAAGCUCCAGCCUCAAUCCAAGCUCCAGCCCCAGCCCCAGUCCAAGCUCCAGCCCCAGUCCAAGCUCCAGCCCCAGUCCAAGCUCCAGCCAGUCCAAGCUCCAAGCUCCAGCCCCAGCCCCAGUCCAAGCUCCAGCCCCACCCCAGUCCAAGCUCCAGCCCCAGUCCAAGCUCCAGCCCCAGCCCCAGUCCAAGCUCCAGCCCCAGUCCAAGCUCCAGCCCCAGUCCAAGCUCCAUAGCCCCAGUCCAAGCUCCAGCCCCAGUCCAAGCUCCAGCCCCAGCCCCAGUCCAAGCUCCAGCCCCAGUCCAAGCUCCAGCCCCAGUCCAAGCUCCAUAGCCCCAGUCCAAGCUCCAGCCCCACCCCAGUCCAAGCUCCAGCCCCAGUCCAAGCUCCAGCCCCAGUCCAAGCUCCAGCCCCAGUCCAAGCUCCAGCCCCAGUCCAAGCUCCAUAGCCCCAGUCCAAGCUCCAGCCCCAGUCCAAGCUCCAGCCCCAGCCCCAGUCCAAGCUCCAGCCCCAGUCCAAGCUCCAUAGCCCCAGUCCAAGCUCCAGCCCCAGUCCAAGCUCCAGCCCCAGCCCCAGUCCAAGCUCCAGCCCCAGUCCAAGCUCCAUAG
Messenger RNA from Knipowitschia caucasica, 1053 nucleotides. The record is from the annotation of a GenBank genome assembly. NCBI's taxonomy places the organism in Eukaryota, Metazoa, Chordata, Actinopteri, Gobiiformes, Gobiidae.